Molecule: messenger RNA, 561 nt
Organism: Arachis stenosperma
Lineage: Eukaryota; Viridiplantae; Streptophyta; Magnoliopsida; Fabales; Fabaceae
Product: serine/threonine-protein phosphatase 7 long form homolog
Exons: 4
Coding region: 1-561 (186 amino acids)
Biological process (GO): meristem development; meristem maintenance
Source: RefSeq, a predicted model, not a curated record
AUGAUGAAAUUAAGAAUGUUGACAUGUAACCACCCAGUUCCUCCGGAUCGGUACAACGAUAGGGUGGAGGAGCAUUUACGAAUUACUGGGUUCUAUCAUGUGUCUCAGAUUGGGAUAGUUCAGUGUCAGAAAGCAUUGGUAAAUGCUCUAAUCGAACGUUGGCACCCAGACACACAUACGUUUCACCUUCCCAUUGGUGAAUGUUCUGUGACUCUUGAAGAUGUGUCUCUACUACUUGGUCUUCCCACAGAUGGUCUUCCAAUCACAGGAAUGACAAUGAGUAGUUUUGAAGCCAUGGAGGCGGAGUGUCUGCUUCAAUUUGGGGUUGCACCUCGUAGAGAGGACUGUAGAUCAAGCUGCAUAAAACUGACAUGGCUCCGGAAUCUAAAAGAGAAUUUAAAAUUGAAUGAUGAAAUCAGUAUACAAAGUCAUGUGGACUAUGUAAUGUUGUCUCAUAAUAGGCUAAUAUGCUACAUUAGAUAUUUGAAUAUUAAUGUAUUAACCAUCGUAUGUGAGGUGUCAAAUUAUGUUGCUGAUUGGGACGAUACUGUUUGGGGAUAA